AGUUCGACCAGCGCAAUCGGAGGAAAAAGUUCCUUUUAAAAUUCUAGAAUAAGGUGAGAAAAACUGUCGACGUCGAAGUAUAUUAAUAAUUAUACAUAAUGCUCGACAAAACGAAUUAGCGAAUUUAGAUAAUCCAUUAAUCGGAUUAGCGCUUUAUCAACGAUCAACGAGGACAUUGUCACUCCUCUCGGAAGUUGAAAAAAAAGCGAUUAAUAAAAUUCACGUUAUUGUUCUAACGCCUGACAACUCAUCAAUCGAACAAGUUGAUUGCGAAACGGAGUGACGCCGGUCGAAUUUCGUAUAGGCGUCUUUUUUGCUAAGCUCAUUACAACGUGUAUAAGUAGAUGACGCCUAUCAGUAAGCGCCUACUGUGAGAGAGCGUCACGUGGCAAGGAAUGAUUACUAUUAGUAUAUGUAUGUAUAAAAAAAAAUAGAGAAUCUUUAGAGGAAUGUUAUAGGGGGAGCUUUCCAAAAGUGACGCCUCUGCAAAAAUUAGCGUCGUAUGCGUGACGAAGAACACCUUUUCAAAAUCGGCGCUUACGUUUCGUAAUGAGGCGUUGGAAAUUUUUUCCGGUUGCGUCUCAUCAAAUUUGCAAACAGAAAUUGAGAAAGUUUUAUAUAAUACUUUUACGUGUAGCUAUUUAAAGGCAGUAUAGAUAUAUUAUAUACUGGAUAUUAUAUAAUUUAUACAUUGUAUGCAUAUCGAUAGGUGAUAGUUAGAAUUUAAGAUAUUGCCAACGUUAAUCCGCUAUAUAAACAAUAUGUAUAAGUUGAUUAAUAGCUCUUAUAUAACGUUUGAAAUUGAAACUUGUAUUUAUUCCAUUCAAAAAUACUCUAGUGAUUCUGAUUUAUAAUAAUUUUUUCGUACUGGAGCGCCACCUUUACUAAAUUCUUUUUUUAAUUUAUUACGGAUUCUGUGACAGCUGAAAGAUGGGAAACGCCUUUUCCUCUUCUCAUUUUAAUACCUCCUCUUUUUAACAACUCUAUCGGUGUUAAUCCAAACCGCAUCCUUUUUAGACUCUCCGGACAGCAUCAACGUCUUACUUCAAUCAAAAUGAACGCAACAGCAUUGAAUAAGAAGCAUCAGUCGAGAGCCUUCUUGUGGGCCGCCCCCCGUACCAUCUCAACCGCCUUUUUUCGCGCCAUGAUGAACAAACAGGACAUCAAAGUGCUAUUGGAGCCGUUUUCGCGCGCUUAUUACUUCUCGUCAGAGCGUGUUAGCUCCAGGUACAGAAACGAGCCGACGCAGGACAAUUGCACCUUUAAGGACAUCAAGGCUCUUUGCGAAAAAGAAUAUCCUGGAUACUCUUCCAUUUUUGUCAAGGAUAUGGCCUAUUACCUGGUCGGCAGACUCCAGCAUGCAGACUAUAUUCCCGAGGGUUAUCGACAUACUUUUUUGAUUAGGAAUCCACAAAAGAGUGUUUAUUCCCUAUACAAAAUGUCACUGAACAAGGAAUUAACUGGUUGGGAUCAUUUUGACGCCAGUGAAGUGGGUUUUAAAGAACUUGUUCAAGUUUACAACUUGGUUACUGAAGAAUUGGGACAACAGGCAAUAAUCGUAGAUGCUGAUGAUCUAUUAAAAUAUCCGGACUCUCUGCUCAAACAAUACUGCGAAAAGGUUGGAAUGGAAUAUGAAGAAUCAAUGUUGAAUUGGGAGCAAACAGCUCAAAAUAUGAAUGUUUUUGAGGAUUGGAUGCCGUGGUUUGAAGGGGUUUUGACAAGUACAACUUUUCAACCAUCUGCAACUAAGCCAAAGAGUCCAAAUAUCAUGCCCGACCUCCCCAAACACGUUCGACAAGCUAUAGACGACAACAUGCCGAGCUACAAUAAACUUUAUCGGCUUAGAAUUAAGCCGCAAGUUAAUUCCAGUCUGGCAGUUGGCCAAUGAAUUAUUAGCGAACGAUAGUUAAAUUAGUUGUUCAAAGUUUUAGGGAUUAGUUGAAAUCCCUUACAUAAGUUGAAGAAAUAUUUGAAUGAAACAAGAAUAAGAUUAAUUAGAAAUUAGAUCUCAGAGAGUUUAUCUUUAUUUAUAUACUGAUAUUAUACAUAUAUAUAUAUAAACAGUGAAUAUUGUAUAUUGUUCAUAAUUUAAAGUAAAC
Molecule: messenger RNA, 2099 nt
Organism: Dimorphilus gyrociliatus
Lineage: Eukaryota; Metazoa; Annelida; Polychaeta; Dinophilidae
Source: the annotation of a GenBank genome assembly